Messenger RNA from Podarcis raffonei (Aeolian wall lizard), 6336 nucleotides. It is a transcript of the gene LIN7B, whose product is annotated as lin-7 homolog B, crumbs cell polarity complex component. NCBI's taxonomy places the organism in Eukaryota, Metazoa, Chordata, Lepidosauria, Squamata, Lacertidae. The transcript has 6 exons. Gene Ontology annotation, cellular component: MPP7-DLG1-LIN7 complex; synapse; cell-cell junction. The record is from RefSeq and is a predicted model, not a curated record. Gene Ontology annotation, molecular function: L27 domain binding. Bases 394 to 1011 code for a protein of 205 amino acids. Gene Ontology annotation, biological process: protein localization to basolateral plasma membrane; maintenance of epithelial cell apical/basal polarity; neurotransmitter secretion.
GACCGCCGUUUUCCACUUCGCUCUGGGUGCGAGCUUCUGGAAAGGAGGCCUGAAACAUUAACAAAGAUAUUUUCCUGUUCAAGGCUUUCCAAACCUGUAAUAAACGUGUGCGUAAGGCAGGGGACUUCUGCAAGGAGGUUGGGUUGCGUCCGAUUCUUCAAAGGCGCCUAGAAGUGGCAAGUUCAAAGCGCUGAUUCACCUGCGAUGCGCUUUAAUAACGAUGCUAACAUCCGCGUAAGGCACUCUCGCGGGGUGGGGGUGGAGAAAAGGAAGUCGCUGCGCAUCCUGCACGGGUGGGAGCACGCGUGGAAGGGGAUGCAGCGGUGAGCGGAUCUAUCUCGUCGCCUCGCGCUGCUGCUGCAACGACCAAGGAUCUCGCCUGGCCAGUCCACCAUGGUGCCCCACCGGCUGCGGGUCGGACGCGAUGUGGCGCGGGCGGUUGAACUGCUGGAGCGGCUGCAGCGCAGCGGGGAGGUGCCGCCUCAGAAACUCCAAGCCCUUCAGAGGGUGUUGCAGAGCAAAUUCUGCUCGGCCAUCAGGGAGGUCUAUGAGCAGUUGUAUGACACACUGGAUAUCACAGGGAGUGCUGAAAUUCGGGCGCAUGCCACAGCUAAGGCGACGGUGGCUGCUUUUGCAGCGAGCGAAGGGCACGCACACCCACGGGUGGUGGAACUGCCCAAGACAGACGAAGGCCUGGGCUUCAACAUCAUGGGGGGAAAGGAGCAGAACUCUCCCAUCUACAUCUCCCGCAUCAUCCCAGGGGGCGUGGCUGACCGCCACGGCGGCCUCAAGCGAGGAGAUCAGUUGCUGUCAGUCAAUGGCGUGAGCGUGGAGGGCGAGCAACACGAGCGGGCGGUGGAGCUCCUGAAAGCAGCCCAGGGUACCGUGAAGCUGGUUGUGCGCUACACGCCCAAAGUACUCGAAGAAAUGGAGGCGCGCUUUGAGAAGAUGCGGACGGCGCGGCGCCGGCAGCAGCAUAACAGCUACUCAUCCCUGGAGUCCCGAGGAUAAUUUGCAUCAUUAUCUAUCUGGUUUGUUUGGGCCGGCCUGCGAUUUUUUUCCCACCCCACCGCACCCUCCCCGAUGGUUUUAUCUGUAUAGCAGGAGACAUAUUUAUCUGCCUUCCUCCUCAUUGCCAGGAGGUGGGCUCCUAUGUACAGUAUUUAUUCUCCACAAUCCUCUUAUUUAAAGAUGUUCUGUGUGAGUGACUGUGUAUCUGUGCGAGUCCCUACCCUUUGUGAAACUGAAGAAGGUACCGCAAAGCCCCCAAGAGCCUGUUCUUUGCUGCCUAUGAUGUACAGGGCUAUAAAAAAAUAGAGGAAAAUGGAAAGCUCCCACGUCUAAUGCCUCUCCUCUAGGGAUGGUUUCGUUUCCAUUGCAGGGUGAGGGGUCCCCUCUCUAGCCAGCCUCCCACCCUAAUAAUAAUAAUAAUAAUAAUUAUUUAUAUCCCGCCCUCCCCAGCCGAAGCCGGGCUCAACAACAAUAAAAUAGUGCAACAUUCUAAAAACAAUUCAUUAUAAAAAUUAAUUAAAAUCAAAUUGAUGGCAACCAUUAAGCUAAAGUUCUGUGAAGAUUGCCAGAGGAGGGAGUCAGGCUGCGCCUUGACCAAAGGCCUGGUGGAACAGCUCUGUCUUGCAGGCCCUGCGGAAAGAUGUCAAGUCCCGCAGGGCCCUAGUCUCUUGUGACAGAGCGUUCCACCAGAUUGGAGCCGCAGCCGGAAAAGCCCUGGCUCUAGCUGAGGCCAGCCUAACCUCUCUGUGGCCUGGGACCUUGAGGAUGUUUUUAUUUGAAGACCGUAAGUUCCUCUGUGGGACAUCGCAGGAGAGGCGGUCCCGUAGGUAUGAGGGUCCUAAGCCGUAUAGGGCUUAGACACAGAAACGCCAACACUGAUGAGAAGGCGUGGUGUAGCCCUGGCUUUGGGCCUGGGUUCAAAUCUAACUGGCUGACCAUAUCACCUGUCCCUCUCUCUCUCAGCCUAACGUACCUCACAGGGUUGUUGUGAGGACAGAACAGUGAAAACCCAUGUUUGGUGCCCUUGAGUUCCUUGGGAUAUCUUGCCAAUUAAUACUGAUAAGAGCUUUGGAGUGAGAGAAUUGUCCCAGGGCUCUAGGGCUACAACUUUACCAAGCCAAACCAUUUUUUUUUCUAUAGCAACCCAUAGUAGAAUGUGAUUUUUUUUUAUAAAAAAGCAAAACAAGGUUGGAUAUGGAUGUGGGAAAUCACAAUAAUUUCAGCUGCAAAGCUCACUGGCGAUCUUUGGGUAAACUUGUGUACACUCAGCCUCAGUUCUCCGUCUGUAAAAUGGGGGCUGGAACGGCCUCCCUCGCAAAGUUGCUGUGAGGAUUAAUGAGAUAAAAAACAGCAAAACGCUAUGGAGUUUUAUAAAUAACACGACGUGUAUGUAAAUAAUGUCUGUCCAGAUUAUACUAAGUAAGAAAAGAUAACCCCCCUUACCCCACAACAAUCACAACAGACCUCUAUUUUAGAUUUCUCUUAACAGGCCUCUAAAUGACUAUCCUGUCCGCAGACAGCUUUCCGGGUCAUGUGGCCAGCAUGACUAAACCGCUUCUGGCGCAACGGGACGCCAUGACAGAAGCCAGGGCACACAGAAAUGCCGUUUACCUUCCCGCCGCAGUGGUACCUAUUUAUCUACCUGCACUGGUGUGCUUUCAGUUAGUUUCAGUGGCAACAGCUCCAUCAGAGUGUUGGCAGAAAGGGGAAAAAAUCAGAAUGAAAUAAGCUGCAGUGCAGUUUGACCCUUUGACCAGCAGGUGGAGCACUUAAUGAAUCUCUGGUCAGGAUUUAUGAAAAAGUAAUGUUUAGGUGAAUUUUGGGGAGAAGUUGUGGCACUAGCUGCAUAAUAAUGAUUUGAGAAUGCUGACAUAAAAUAUCAUGGCUCCCAGCCCCAUCAGAAUGCGAAAGCCUGUGGUUCUAAGCUGAUCCAUGCUGACUUGAAAUCACCUGAUUGCUUCAGUCUGAUUUAGUUGGCAUGGGUCAGAGAAACCCACUGUUACUUGCCGCGACAUUCAGAAAGCCAAGCCAAAGAGUUACCGUAUUUUUCUGUGUAUAAGACGUCCCCAAGUAUAAGACCACCCCAAUUUUUUGAGCCCCAAAUUAAGAAAUAAUUAAUUUCAACAUUCCGUGUAUAAGACGACCCCCAAUUUUAAACUUUUAAAAGAAUGGGGGGAAAUAUAGACUUAGACACGGAAAAAUACAGUAUGUGCAAAAAGGUCGCCCAGGCUGGGAGUUGGCACAGGUUUGUGUGAAAUCUGCCGCUUUCAUGUGUCGAUAGGGUGCAAUUUAGGAAGAAGACCCAUAGCUCAGUGGGUACAGCCCAUGCUUUGCCUGCAGUAGUUAAUAAUAAUGACAAUAAUUUUAUUAUUUGUACCCCCACUCAUCUGACUGGUUUGCCCCAGCCACUCUGGGUGACUCCUCCAGGAUAAGUUCAGGCCCUGGUGUUUUUCAGCUGAAAGGAUCAGAUGAUACCUGAGACACAGGAAGAGUCAUUGCCGGUCAGAAUAGACAACACUGUUAUGCUAGACCAGGGAUGGGGGAAACCCUCCAUUUGUUGCCGAACCACAACUCCCAUCAGCCCUUGCCAGUGUGGCCACUGCAGGGGUGGAUGGUGGGAGUUGUAGUUCAGGAACACCCAGAGAUGUUUCUGCAUGCCCGAUAUAGAGGGUCGCAGGUUCUCUACCCAGGCCUAGCUGGACAAAAUUGUCUCUGACCUUGUGUGAAGCAGGUUCUUAACAGAAAACGAAGCAUGCAUGUUUGAUAGGCUCUGCGUGCAAAAAAUAAAUAAAUAAAUGUCCCAGGUUGGGAACAGAUGGAUGAAAAGCCUCUGCCCCUGUUGUAAGGCGACUUCCUAAUUUACAGCGAAAUAGAUAGCUGAGCAGGCUGUUCAAACUAGUCUUUCAUUUAAUCCCAAGAGCACACCUGUAUGCUAAAAUGCAACUCUUAAGAGUUGUCCAGCACUGUUCCGUCCAAGCUGGUUGUAUUUACGACGGCAAAAUGUGUCGAAUUGCAAAAAUUUAAAAAGAAAUAUUUUCCUGGAUGCUGGAAUUCGAUAAAAUAAUCCAAAAGGAGUGUCGAAUCUCCUUGUAAAUGCCUAGAUUUAUUUGAAUACGGUGUUGCUUUUUUCCGGAUCGGUGCUCUGCGUACAGUACUUCCCCUGAGCUCAAAUGAAAAACUGAGUUUUUUCCGAAAACAUCCCUCCUUUCAAGUUGUGCUUCUUCGCAGAACUGGGACCCACCCCAUGUAAGCGCAGAAUAUGGGCUCAGGGCCAACCGACAGACUUGACGUGCUGGUUUUUUAAAAUGCAGGUUGCAUCAGCUUUGAGGGGUGGGGGCCGAGGGUGCUGAUAAUUAACGGGAUUAGUGCAGGCAUGGAGAGCGAAUUCCUCCCAUGUCACAGUCCAGAGGAAAAUCUUCUGUAAUUGGGGCUGUAAACCAGCAGUUUAUGCAGGAGUUACGUUCCGGCGAUCCCGUCUAAAAGCCAAAGUUGCGUAUAGUCAAAACACAUUGGCUUUAAUGGUGGCUGGGAUUGCCAACAACAUUUUUCCUGGAACCCUGCACUCUUUUUAAUUUUUCCCACGUGUGUAAAACUUGAAGGUGCACAAGUUAAAGGUGCACAAGUUGUGGGCUUACUGCCUUUGCUUUUGGAGGGUGAUGUUUUUACCCACUUAUCUCCAACAAACUCACACCAUGUUCAAGAGGGCUUUCCUUCAAGACUGCAGAAUGGGAGGAAAAGGUUAAAUUUCCCUUCUACGUCUGCUCUGAUCCCGUUAAUUAUCGGCCCCCUAAGUAUGCUGAUAGGAUUUUGUAAUUAACUUGCAUUUUAAAAAAAAAUUGCAAAAGGCUUUUAACUUCAGGUCUAGUUUGGCUCUGAGAGGAGGUCAUGAAGAGAACAUAUGCUUUAGCGCCUUAAAAAGCAAGUACCGUAUUUUUUGCUCUAUAAGACUCACUUUUUCCCUCCUAAAAAAGUAAGGGGAAAUGUGUGUGCGUCUUAUGGAGCGAAUGCAGGCUGCGCAGCUAUCCCAGAAGCCAGAACAGCAAGAGGGAUUGCUGCUUUCACUGCGCAGCGAUCCCUCUUGCUGUUCUGGCUUCUGAGAUUCAGAAUAUUUUUUUUCUUGUUUUCCUCCUCCAAAAACUAGGUGCGUCUUGUGGUCCGGUGCAUCUUAUAGAGCAAAAAAUACGGAAAAUACAACUUUUCAGGUCCUUGCAAUUGAUGCUCAUAGUCUCUGUUGGGGGUUCCUUGGAUUCAUGCCUUUGCUCAGUCUGUCCAUUGGUUUGGGGUUUGUUUAAAACUCCGUAUUCCCAUCUCUGAUCAGCAGAUUCCUGUGUCAUGUUUCACAGCACUCCCAGGCUUCCGUUUUUAAAAAGCAAUUUGCCAUGCACCACGGAAGCUGGAUGAGCGAGAACACAAGCUCAGAGGCUCCCUUGGACUUCUUGGCUCUUCAGAUUGCUGAAACGGUCCAGGAUGCCGUGCCAUGGUCAAGAACGAGAGCGGCUAGCCCAGUGUUUCCCAAACCAGUGUUUCUCCAGUUGUUUUUGGACUACAACUCCCAUCAUCCUUAGCUAGCAAGACCAGCGGUCAGGGAUGAUGGGAACUGUAGUCCAAAAACAGCUGGACACCCAAGAUUGGGAAACUAGCCCUGUGGCUUCCCAGAUGCUAUUUGGUGCAGCUUCCAUCAGCCUUAGCUGGCAUAGUAAAUGAGAGUUGUAGUCCAGCAAAUAUCAGGAGGUCUGCAGGUUUGCCACACUUGAUUUAGAGCAGUGGUGGCCAAACUGGCCCUCCAGCUGUUUUGGGACUACAAUUCCCAUCAUCCUUGGCCACUGGUCCUGUUAGAUACGGAUGAUGGGAGUUGUAGUCCAAAAACAGCUGGAGGGCCAUGUUUGGCCACCACUGAUUUAGAGGGACCAAAUAGCUUGCUUGUGGCAUUAUGCCCCCCCUAAUAAUACACUGUUGUUGGGGAGCACAUGUAACACUUCGCCAUUGCUCUGACUAGAGUGGGGUGCAAAUAUCUUUUUCCUGGCCCAGUCAAACCCCACACCCCACCCUGUCUUGCCCAAAGGUUCAGCCAAAAGUGUUGUGCUCCUCCUAAUUAACCCUCUCUAGGAAAAUCUGUCUUCCUUUAGCAGAACCCCAUACUUCAGUGGGCUUUUUUGCCAGCUACCCGGUCCCCAUGGGUGUCAUGUGAUUAUACCACUAGCAGGUCACUGGUUGAUCAGCGCUGUAAGGGAAGAGUGCCAGGGAACUCCUGUGUAAGCUGUUCCAAAAGAAGAGUGUGAUUUAAAUGUCAAUAAACUAGUAAAGCACAGUGUUUGAGAAGCCUCA